AUGACCGGAAGACGCCUCCUUGAUAUAGCAGCCAUAUUCAAGGCUUCCCAAGGCGUUGCUGCAAAGCAUGUCGCCCUCCGCCAACACCAGUUGGACGUUUACAGCAAGACAUCCUCUCUUGCUAAAGCUGUUAAGUCACAGACUGACCGAGUCACCCUCACGGUGAAAGCUGCCUCGGUUUUGGCAGAACGUUUCAAUGGACCCGAACCCGAUUAUUCUACGCAGGCUUCGCAACCAAGAAAGUCUACCCAGGGUGCGCCCAUACCCAGUCAAGAUGGGGCUUCUGGGACAACCGAGGGAUCGGUGAAGAAGGAUGGUCUUUCCCAGGAUCAUUUCUACGAAAGACCAGACCAGAAUGCUGCUGCGGAUCCUCCACCAGAUGCUAAUCUAGGUGUGAGGCAAGAAAAGGCGAAAAGAUACCCGCUACCCGAUGGAUCAAUGCUUCCAGCAGAUACUGCUGAAGUGCCAGAGCGAGAUAAAGACUCAUACAACGAGUUGCCGCAAACAGAACCCGCGAAAGCCCCGUUAGCUGAUGGAAGAGAGGAGACAGACGAGGGCCUACAGCCCACUCUAUCAGGCAGAACGAGUAUUCCAAAUCCUACAAAGGGAACAGAUCCUGUGAUCGCUGAGAAAUCUAAAACCCUACAACGGCAGGCAGAAAAGCGGACCCUAUUUCAGGCCGUUGAGCUUUCACCUCCCGCCCAUUCUGAGGAGCUAGAUUUGAAAGCAGAUCAAGAUUGGGAUGUCUUCUACACGCCUUUGUCAUCAGAUGGACAGGUACAUUCAGCUCUGCCGCGUGUCACAGUGCCAAAGGAUACGGAAGACGCCCAAGAAAGUGAUAAGCAUGUCUCUGAUGCUCAAAUCAAUCAAGAUGUCUUCUCCUCUGCAUCUUCUAAAAUGGAAGAACGGCCCGUUCCGCAAGCACAAGCUGUUCCAGAGCAAGAGCAACUUUCCGACGAAGCGUACACCGAGUUGUUUCACAGUCCAAGGGUAGCUAGGAUGUUGGGUGGUCACCCCAAGCCGAGCAAGCCUCUACAUGAGAAGGACCAGGUCUCAUCCAGUGUUCGGACAUCAGGACAAGAGAGUCAAGACGGAGCUCAAAAUCCGCCAGCCGGGAUCGUAGAUUCAACGCCUUCUCAAGCCAAGAGCAGCGAGGAUAUGCACGACCUAAUCACAGACAUGGCCGAAGACGCGGAAGCCAGGUCCGCGGAUCCGUCUCAGCUACCAACAGACCUUGAACCAGGUCCAACAAAACCUCCAUACAAGAUGCAAGAAUCUCGGGUGCCGUCUUCUCGGUUUGGCAGAUUUUGGCAAUACGGAGGUCUAGCCACGUCCAUGGCUUUUGGGGCAGUUGGCGAAAGCCUCCGUCGCGCUACAGGAGGCAGUGGUGAUGCUGUUGGGUCUUUGAUGCUCAGCGCUGGCAAUAUGGAAAGACUCGUGGCCAAGCUAUCCAGGAUGCGAGGUGCGGCCCUGAAAUUGGGGCAGAUGAUGAGCUUUCAAGAUUCGAGAAUGCUGCCAGGACCGAUCAACGAAGUUUUGCAACGAGUCCAAGACAGCGCCGACUACAUGCCCGCAUCUCAACGUAACAAAGUUCUUGCAAGUAACCUCGGCGCAGAUUGGCGCGAUCUCUUCUCCUCUUUCGACGAAAAGCCUCUAGCAGCCGCAUCCAUUGGCCAAGUCCACAGCGCUAUUCUGAAAUCCUCAGGCCAGCGUGUCGCAGUGAAGGUCCAAUACCCAGGCGUCGCCGACUCCAUCGAUAGCGACCUCUCGAACCUCUCCAUACUUCUCACCGCGUCCCGCCUUCUCCCCAAAGGCCUCUUCCUAGACAAGACGAUUGCGAACGCCCGAACCGAACUAGCCUGGGAAUGCGAUUACGUCCGCGAAGCCGAGAUGGGCGAACGCUUUCGUGGUCUUCUCGCUGAUGAAGAAGAUGUAUUCCACGUACCAACUAUCAUAUCCGAAGCCUCUGGCCCACAAGUCCUAACCGCAGAAUUCCUCCACGGCACCGGUGUAACCAAAGUCCAAAACUUCACUCAAGAGCAACGAGACUGGAUCGGCACCCAGAUACUACGUCUCUGCCUGCGCGAGAUCACAGAGUUCAGGUUCAUGCAGACCGAUCCCAAUUGGACAAAUUUCCUCUACAACGCCUCAACUCACAAACUCGAGCUCCUUGAUUUCGGAGCCAGCCGAGAAUUUCCGGACCAUUUCAUAGAGCCCUACAUCCGCACCCUGCUCGCUGCUUCUCGCUGCGACCGCGCUGCCGUCCGCGACUUGAGCAUUCAAUUGGGGUAUUUGACGGGGCAUGAAAGUCAGGCUAUGCUCAACGCGCAUGUCGGUUCCGUAUUGACGCUUGCGGAACCGUUCGCCGAGAAUGCAGCAGAGGUCUACGAUUUUCGGGAUCAGACGAUUACGGAUAGGGUGAGGGGGUUCAUACCCGUGAUGGUAAGGGAAAGGCUGGCGCCACCACCGGAGGAGACGUAUAGUUUGCAUCGGAAACUGAGUGGGGCUUUUUUGCUGUGUGCAAAAUUGGGGGCUAGAGUUCGAUGUCGAGAGAUGUUUGCAAACGCCAUGAGCUCUGCUCAUAUCGAAUAA
Messenger RNA from Letharia lupina, 2592 nucleotides. RefSeq lists its product as uncharacterized. NCBI's taxonomy places the organism in Eukaryota, Fungi, Ascomycota, Lecanoromycetes, Lecanorales, Parmeliaceae. Gene Ontology annotation, biological process: ubiquinone biosynthetic process. The transcript has 3 exons. The record is from RefSeq and is a predicted model, not a curated record. Gene Ontology annotation, molecular function: kinase activity. Gene Ontology annotation, cellular component: extrinsic component of mitochondrial inner membrane. The coding region runs from base 1 to 2592 and encodes 863 amino acids.